AUGAGUAUGCCUUAGUUGGAAUACUACAAAUAAAAUAAGUAGCCUACUCAAAAGUCAUUAUUUUCAAUAUAAAAUUAAUCUCAGGGAAUUAUAGCUGAUGAAUAGUAAAUACCUUAUGAUAGUUAUUUAAGUAGAAAGUGCUAGAGGCAUUUAUUUGAGAUAAAAGGUACUGAAAUAGAACUAGGACUUAAUGGAGACUAGUCUGUUGCGAAUAAUAGUUUCUAUGUUAUAAAUAAUAACAAUUCAAUUAUGGAUAGUCUAUAGCAGAAUACAGAAGGUAAUAUAAAACAUACUAACCGCUCAAUUAAAGGAAAAUAUGAAACUAAUAUAACUGAGUAACAACCUAUGGUAUAUUCAAGACAUGAUUUAUUUUAAAGCUGUAAUAAUUAAGAAAGAGGUACUCUCAAAAAUAUUAAAAAACAUGAGCAAUAAUAAGCUGUAGUUUCAAUGAAGAGCAAUUUAUCAAUUAAAAAAGGUAUAUAAGAAGGUAAAAGUCUAAGCAUAGACAAAUGUUAGCCCUCAAUUAGAGAUUUAAAAAGCAGAAAUGAUUUAAAAAAUCCUUAAUAGGAAAAAGUCAAUAGCAAAUUAGACAUAAGUUCAAGAUUACCCUCUAAAUGCGGUGGGUGGAUACCAGAUGAUAUAAUUUAUGAAAAUAAUAUGAAUGAAUUGAAUAGAAAAGUAACCCUAGUUGCUAAAAAUAAUUUUAAUUUGAAGAAAAUAUAAAAUUACAAAGAAAAGAAGUACUAGUAGAACUUUUAGAAGGCAGCAGAUAUUAUAAAUAGACUUUUAAACACAUCAAUGAAUAGAAUUAUGAGAGUAAGACAGCAUGUCAGAAAUUUUAUAAUGCUACUUAGGCUUAGAUAUCUUAACCGCAAAAUUGAUGAUCUUACUGAUAGCGAUUAUAUGUCAAUCAAUGAUUUAAGCAAUUUUUAUACAUAGAAUAAAAUGAAGAAGAAUAGUAAUGCUUUAAUAAAAUACUUCAACUUUAUAUUUAAAUUAAGCAAAAAAAUACCUAUUUUUAUGCCUACUGAUACUUUGAGAGUUGUGUGGGAUAUCGUUCUAGUUUUAUUUACUUAUAUUUUUCUCUACUUUUAUUCUAUUUUGAUGUUUUUUGACUAAGAAAAUCCUGAUACUGAGUUUAUAAAAGAAUUUUAUUUUUGCACAUUUUUUAUUUUUAUUAUUGAUGCUUUAGUCAAUUUUAACACUGCCUUUUUUGACAAAGAUUUAGUUAUAUUCAAAAGACAAUAAAUAGCUAAAUAGUAUAUUUUUUCUACUGUUUUUUUCACUGAUUUUGUAAGUCUUAUGGUUUUAGGAACCAAAGUUAUUAAGAGAAGCAAUUACAUAGUAUAUAAUCCAAACCAUGAUUUGCUAACAUACUGCUUUAAUAUGCUUAUAUUUUUUAAAACGAAUGGAAUCUCCUCUAAAAAAAAGAGAUUUGACUAUGUUUUUACUUUAAAAGAAAGUGAGAAGCAUGUUAUAAAAUUAAUUAACUAGUUAUUAAGCGUUGUUACUGUAGCGCAUAUUGCUGCAAUCGGUUGGUAUUUUCUUGGCUUGUAAGAAGUAGUGAAUGGAAGUUAGCCUAAUUGGUUAGAUAAACUAAAUAUCUCUGAAGAAGUUUAUUACUAAAAAUAUGUAUAUUCUAUUUACUGGUCAAUAACUACUAUGACAACAGUUGGUUAUGGAGACAUAUCAGCUACAAAUUACGCAGAAGCUUUAUAUAUUUCAAUAAUUAUGCUUUUAUUCAGUUGCGUUUUUGCUUAUUCAAUCAACAAUAUAGGAUUCAUCUUAUAAGAAAUUGAAAAAUCUUCAAAAUAGCUUAAUGAUAAAAUAACUAUUAUGCAGAGGUAUCUUAACAGAAAAAAUGUUAAUAUUUCUCUUAAAAGCAGAAUCAGACAUUAUUUAUCAUUCUUAGCUUAAGAGUAGAAAGAUAGAGAUAAAUAAGCUGAAGAUUAAAUUAUAUCAAUUCUUUCUAAUAAACUAAGAGAGGAGAUUACUGUUGAAAUAAAUUCUAAAAUUUUAAACAAAUAUAAUAUAUUUAGUUCAAAUUUUUCUAAGCAAACUUUGGAUAAAAUAGUUUUUAAAAUGACAGAAGUUUUAAUAAACCCCAAUGAGAUUAUUUUUAAAGAAGAAUAAAAUGAUGAUAUGGCAAUUUAUUUUAUUUAAAGUGGUGUGAUUGAGAUUUACUAACAUUCGGUAUAAAAAUUAGAAAAACCCAAUGUGAUUAAAACUCUUACAGAUGAGAGUCUAUUUGGAGAAAUUUCUUUUUUUUCAGGGCUCUCCAGGAAAGCUUCUGCUAGAAGUAUUAAUUUGUCUACUCUUUACAAAAUUUCGAGGGAAGACUUUAUUGAAAUAAUUAAAGAAAAUAAUGAAGAUUAUGAAAGAUUUAAAAUGAUGUAAGAGUAAAUUAUUUUUUAAGGAGAAUUACCUUUGCUUCAUGUAGAUUGUUAUAACUGCAGACAGGUUGGACAUAUUUCAAGUUAGUGUCCUAAAACUCAUCAAACAUUCGAUAAACAAUUUAUAAUAUUAAAGGAUAUUUACUCUUUGUUCCAGAAUAGAUGCUUUGUUGAACGUCCCACAGACAAAAGCAGUUAUAAGCCUUUUAAUUUAAUUUAGAAGAAUCAAAGUCUGAGCAAGAUUCUUAAAUAAAAUUUGUAAGACCUGAAUAGUGAAAUUUAAAUUAUGUUCAAUUCUGACGAUAAAUAUUCAGGGUCAUCUUAUUAUAAUUCAGAAGAUUAAGACGAUGAUGAUGAAUUUGAAGAUCGUGAUGAAUUAGUUUCAAGUACAAAUUCAUAAACAAAUGCUGAUAAUUUUUCAAGAAAUUCAUCAUUAAAUAACUAAGUAAAAAGUUCAUUGCAAAAAAAGAAGGCUUCAAAAAAAAAAGAAGUUUCUAAAAAAUAUUUGGAUAGCAAUUUACUUUGCGAAGACAUAAACUCUUUACUUAAUGCAGAAAUAUAAUCUAAUAGCCACAGAGUUAUUUCAAAUUUUAUAAAUGAAAAUCUAGACUCAAAAAAGAGCUACAUUAAAAGUUUUAAUCUGGCAAACAGAUAAAAAUCUUUAGAUGAUAUUGAAUAAAUUAAAACUCACUCAAACAUAGAAUCAAACAAUAAUUUUAUUAACUCCGAAUUGUAUCAUUCAAAAUCAUAAACAUAAACAAAAACAGAUUCAGAAUUAGUUUAACAGAAUACAUAGGAUUAUCCCUAAAUUUGUAAAAUGGAAGAAGAAGAGGAAUAAUUAAUGAAUGAUUAAUUAGUGAUCAAAAAAAAGUAAAGUCAAAAAUAGUAAGAGUUAAAUCAAAUAAAUAAUGAUAUUAAGCAACAAAUAGAUUAUUCAAAAUAGCAUAUAAAAAGGCAGAGCUUUUAAGGUUAGCCUUUACAAUUCAAGAGAAGCUCAUUUAGGAUUCAAGAUGAAUUACAAUAGUAGUUGAACUCAAGUAUGAAAAGCUUAGAAUAUAAUAUUAGCUAACCAAAUAAGAGAGUUAGCAUACUUCUAAACCAGAUAAGCAAUAACCAAAAUCAAAUAUAAAAAAAUAACUAAGAGCUACCUAAUUACAGAAACUCGAUUGAUUAAAUCUUACUAUAAGGAAUUUUAGUUAAUAAUCUUAUUUAAACUCAUUCCUCUUAUAAUAUUUUGCCAACAGAGUAAUCGUUUAAAUUCUAGAAAAAAACUGAAGGCGAUUUAGAAAAAAAUAAAAGUAGCAUAUAAUAACAGAAUAUCACUUUGAGUAAUAAAAAAAAUUCCAUGCUUUCAAUAAAAGAAGUCAUAGAAGAAGAGCCUAGAGCUAGCUACAAAAAUUUAGCUUAAAUAAGAUAAUCUUAAUCAAAUGGAAAAACAUCUAUCAUUAAUGCAUUGAGUGGUAUAAAUUGCAAUGAUGCUAAUACUAAUAAUAAUAAAAUUUAAUCAUAAUUAUUUUCAGCUUAAAAUAGCUAAAUGACACGUGAAAAUAAUGACUUACAAAUUGUAGAAAGACUCUCUAAAUUACUGUUGAAUCCUUAGUUACCGCUCUUACUUUAAUUAACUUCUGGAAUGAGCUUUAGAGAGAUGACUUAAAUAAAUAGUAAUAAUCCUAUGGAUACGUUUGAAAAGAUGCACAACUUUAAAAAAUUUUUCCCUCAUAAUAAUAUAGAAAGCGUUCUAAAUAAACUGAAAAUAAUGCAGUUGGAACAAAGAAAAAUGAAAAAGCAGAAAUAAAUAAACAAACCACGUCGCUAGAAUAUUUUAUUCUCACGCUUUUAUACAAAUGGCUCAUUCAUACCUGAUAAUUUGAAAUUUUUGCAAUAAGAAUUUAAUAUUGAUGACUAUAGGCCUACGUAUCUUUCAUAUGGAGUUAGUAAGAGAAGAGGAUAGUAAUUUCCAAAGAAUAAGCAUGAUUUAACUCUAUAUUUUUGA
This is a messenger RNA of Tetrahymena thermophila SB210, 4386 nucleotides long. RefSeq names its product cyclic nucleotide-binding domain protein. Gene Ontology annotation, biological process: monoatomic ion transport; transmembrane transport. The transcript has 5 exons. Gene Ontology annotation, cellular component: membrane. Lineage: Eukaryota; Ciliophora; Oligohymenophorea; Hymenostomatida; Tetrahymenidae. Gene Ontology annotation, molecular function: nucleic acid binding; zinc ion binding; monoatomic ion channel activity. The record is from RefSeq and is a predicted model, not a curated record.